This is a messenger RNA of Emiliania huxleyi CCMP1516, 303 nucleotides long. RefSeq lists its product as hypothetical. Bases 1 to 303 code for a protein of 100 amino acids. The record is from RefSeq and is a predicted model, not a curated record. Lineage: Eukaryota; Haptophyta; Isochrysidales; Noelaerhabdaceae. The transcript is spliced from 3 exons.
AUGCCACCUUGUGACGCGGUCGCUGAGCGCUUUCUCGACCGCUACGUCUUCCAGGGCGGCAUCACCAGACGCUACCGCAUGGCCGAGCAGCGAGCAGUGUGUGCCGCAGUGCCCGUCCGGGCCCUCUUGCAGCUGCCUCUAUUGGGCGUAAACCGCGGAUAUAAGGGUCUAUACGGAGGUGGGUGGCCUCUUAGAGGUAUGGGAGCCGCUGGCACCGCGCUGGGCGCCGCGGAUGCACGUACGAACGAACAUUAUGAAAUCGGGACGAUUUUUGACCCAAAAAUCACAAGGUGCAAGCGCUAA